Molecule: messenger RNA, 2391 nt
Organism: Ornithodoros turicata
Lineage: Eukaryota; Metazoa; Arthropoda; Arachnida; Ixodida; Argasidae
Exons: 1
Coding region: 1-2391 (796 amino acids)
Source: RefSeq, a predicted model, not a curated record
AUGCCGGCAAGCCGCUACUUCGUGUGCCCACGCUGCCAGUGGAGAACGUUUGCAUUGAAGCCGCUUUUUCGCCAUCUCCGCACCACACAUGGCCACGAGAAGCAAUGGUUGUGUGGAUUAAGCGGGUGUAUGCGUUCAUUUGCCACUUUCCCUUCUUACCGGAAACAUGUGCACCGAAAACAUCAAGAGCUCCUUCGAGAAGAUGCCAACAGGACCGAGAGUGGACACAGCUCAGACGGCCCAACAGGUGCGGCAUCAGCAUCUGACUUGGACACAAUGGACACCGACAGCGAACAUCAAGAAGGCGAAGCAGGUCCGAACAUUGAUCAGAACAAUUCUGCGAGUGAAGAUCCUGUAAGGCAGCUUGCCUUGCUACUUCUGAAAUGGAAGGAGUGCGGGCGGAUUCCAGAAUCCACUAUCCAUGAAAUAGCAAAUGACAUCAUUUGUUACAUCCAGGGACUGACAGAUUACUGGCUCACAAAGACGGAAGAAGAACGAACAGAACUUAUGUCAUCAGUCAGCGAACAAAUGCAACGAUUAGAAACACGGGUGGGCCGAAAUGACUAUUGGAAAUUAUACUUGCCGUUUGUCGAGCCCACGACCAUUAUCCUAGGAACAGAUGAACGAGGCAAAAGUAUUGUAUUUCAUUAUGUACCCAUAUGUGAAGUCCUGAAGAACAUACUAGACAAUCCAAAUGUGUACAGUAAUUUCCGCCGUUGUGACAGCGAAGCUGGCUAUUUGUCGUCAGUGUUUGAUGGGUCUGCCUUCCGCAGUCAUUCAUAUUUUCAAGGGGAUGUCAAGAAGAUCUGCCUGCAACUGUACGCAGAUGAACUUGAAAUAUGCGACCCUCUGGGCAGCAAGAGAGGAAAACACAAGCUCUUGGGGGUGUACUUUUCAAUUCUCAAUCUGCCACAGAGAUCAACGCUGUCGAACAUUCAUUUGGUGCUGCUUGUGAACGACAAACAAGCUACAGCAUAUGGGCUAGAGAAAGUUUUUGCCCCACUCCUAAAUGAUGUGGCCCACUUAGAAAAUGAAGGCAUCACAGUGAACGGUGAGGUGCUGAAGGGAAGCGUGUUCAUAAUGACAGGAGAUAAUCUGUCAAGCCACAGGAUCGGCGGGUUUAAGUGUAGUUUCAGCGGAGGAAGAAUCUGCAGGUUCUGUUUAGCACUACGUAAUGAGAUUAAUUACAAGCACCAGGAAGCAGACUUUGUGAUGCGAACGCCACAAUGCCAUAAUCACCAUCUCAGCAUGCUGAAGAAAGGUAUUUCUACCGUGUCCCUUUAUGGUGUCCGGGAGCCAUGUGUGUUAAACUUCAGUGGCUUUGAUGCGACUAAUAAUUUUCCAUCGGACGUGAUGCAUGAUUUCCUGGAAGGGGUGGUGCCAUUUGCUAUGAAGCACAUAAUCAGACAGUUAGUAUCCAGCGGAUUUUUCUCCCUCGAUCAACUGAACCAGCAGAUCCAAAGCUACAAGUAUGAACAAUGUGAUCUGAAAAAUAAACCAGAGAAACUGUCGCGCGAUUUCCUGCAAGGCAAAGCAGCUUUGAAAGGCAGUGCAUCGCAGAUAUGGUGUUUUUUCAGGCACUUUGCUGUGUAUGUUGGUGACUGCGUCCCAUGUGGUCACAGUGCCUGGGAGCUGUAUCUUCAACUAAGAGAAAUCGUUAACAUUGUGAUGUGUCGAAAACUCCCGACGUCUUACGUGCCAUACCUCCACAGGAUCAUUAACUUUUUCUGCCUUGACUUUCGGGCCCUCUUUCCUGAAGCAGCUGUGCCAUGUAAAAUGCAUUAUUUGGCACACUAUCCCUCCUUCGUAUAUAAAUAUGGACCACUGGUAAAUAUCUGGGCCAUGCGUUUUGAAAGUAAACAUCAGUACUUUAAAGACAUGGUCAGGAAGUUACGGAACUUUAAGAAUGUCAUACAAAUGUUAUCUGUCAGGCAUCAAUACCUUCAAGCGUAUGUCCUGUCACAGACUUUGAACGACAGUCUUGUUUCUGUGAUAGGUAGUCAGCCUGUGCUCUUUGAACAUGUGCCGGAUGUGGUGAAGGGCUACAUCACAGGAAAAAACAUAGUAUCACCAGCUGUUUCAGUGUUGAAAUCUGUCCGGAUUGACAGUAUUGAGUAUGGACCAGGGAUGUUCCUAUUGCAUGAAGUCAGUGAUAUUGACUUGCCAAAGUUCAACGAGAUAUGUGCCAUCUUUUCUAUCGAUAAGCAGAUAGUUUUUCAAAUGCGUGAGCUGGUGACCAUUGAAUUCGACGAGCACUACUAUUUUUAUGUCAUUACACGUGAUGACAGAAGCUUUGUACUGAAUAACAUUUGGACACUCUCAACAGAGCCUCUCUUUCCCACACGAAAGGGUGACAAGUGCAUAAUCAAUCCUCGUCGGGCCUUGGUGUAG